AUGUUGGGGAGGGAGACCGUGGGCUCGGCGUCGACUGGAGGUGGAGGAGCCAACGGCAGCGUGCGCGGGUGUGGGGAGGGUGGGAGCCGCUGCGGGUGCGGGGAAGGGGUGGGGAAAAAGGUGGCGGCGACGAUCUGGAAGGGGAGGAGGCGACGAGUGGCUGGUCCAAAUCACACCCCCCCCCUCCGCUACCCUGCUCGCCAUCUCGGGGUGGUCGCCUCCGCGUCUCCUAAGGGCGCGGAGGCGUCGGAAGCGGCGAGGGAGCGGCGGCGUUUCCUGGAGCGCUACGGCCUCAACCUUGACGACUUCGAGGAGGAUGUCGAGCCGGAUCCUAGGGAAGAUAGGAGGAGGGAGAUGCGGAUGCGGUGGUCGGGUAGAGGGGAGGAGGAGGCCGCUGUUUCUCCUGCCAGGUCGGUGGAGCGCCGGGAGACUCAUAAGAUGCUUCAGGUACUAGCUGGGAAAGUACGCAGAAGAAAACUACUAUCACCAAAAGAUAGGAAUGUUCGUCCGAUGAUGGAAGUUGUCCGAGGAGCAGCCUUUGACAUUAUAGUAGUUGAUAGAAAAGCUCAUAGUUACGACGUUAUUCAUGGCAAUGAUCACACAUAUAUGCAUAGUGUUCAUGACAAGUAG
Molecule: messenger RNA, 630 nt
Organism: Triticum aestivum (bread wheat)
Lineage: Eukaryota; Viridiplantae; Streptophyta; Magnoliopsida; Poales; Poaceae
Exons: 4
Coding region: 1-630 (209 amino acids)
Biological process (GO): rRNA methylation
Molecular function (GO): methyltransferase activity
Source: RefSeq, a predicted model, not a curated record